UGCAGUUACUCGACAUUUAAACAAACGUAGAAGAAGAAAAAGGACCACUAUAAUAAUAGUACGAUUGGCUCGCAGCUCUCCUCACGAACUAAGCCGGUUACAUCACUGAAUCCAGCGACUAAAUGACUCUAUGAUGAUUACACCGUCAUUUUUCUCUUUCUCAGUCGCUACACUGGAGCUGCAAUGAAGGCAGGGGCCUCGUCCGUGUGGGCUUCAUGCUGUGGUAUUUUGAAUGAAGUCAUGGGAACCGGGGCCGUCAGAGGUCAGCAGCCGGGGUUUGGCGCUGGUGCGGGGCCAUUCAGGUUUGCCCCCAGUGCGGGAUACUCAACGUACCCUCCUACGAGCUCAGGAAGCCCCACGCUGGUGUGCAAGGCCUGUGGUCAGGCCUUCACAGUCUUCAGGAGGAAGCAUGUUUGUUGUGACUGCAGGAAGAGCUUCUGCUUUCUGUGCUGCGUGCUGCAGGAAAACCUGCGCAUCUGUGCCACUUGCCAUUUACUGAAGGCCACCGCCUUUCAACGUCCACGCCUCAUGCGACUGCGUGUGAAGGACCUGCGUCAGUACUUGCAGCUGCGAAACAUUCCCACCGAUACCUGCAGGGAGAAGGAAGACCUGGUGGAUUUGGUGCUUCGUCACCAAGGCAUCGAGGAAGAGGAGGAGGACGACCCUGACACAGCCAGCCUUCGCUCGCGUAGCCUGUACACAACAGCCCCCUCCACCACACAGUCGGCCUCCGAACUGUCUGCCUUUGCUGCCUCUCAGGAGGAACCUCUUAGCAGAAGUGACAGCUCUGACACCAACCAGGAUAUAGGGGAUGCCACAUCAGUCUCCCUCCUUAACUUGGAUCCCAAUGAACACACUCCUGAGGGGAGUCCUCAGAUGCGGCGUCGAGCCAGAGCGUCUCUAUCAGACAUCUCCAGCCUGAGAGACAUCGACGGUCUGUCUGUGAGGCAGCUCAAAGAGAUCCUGGCCAGAAACUUCGUCAACUAUUCAGGGUGCUGUGAGAAGUGGGAGCUGGUGGAACGCGUCAGCAGACUGUACAGAGAGACGGAGGAAAACAGGAAGUCCUUGGAAAAUGUGAGCAGUACUGUAACCACAGUGAUGGCCUUUCCCCCUCCUAUCUGCAAUGGUGCCAUCGGAGACGGGGAGAACUGCCCGCUGACGAUUCACGACGACAAUCUCUGCAGGAUCUGCAUGGACGCCACAAUCGACUGCGUUCUCCUGGAGUGCGGUCACAUGGUCACCUGUACAAAGUGUGGCAAAAGGAUGAACGAGUGUCCCAUCUGCAGGCAGUACGUUGUAAGGGCCGUGCAUGUCUUUAAGUCCUAACGCACAGCUGCAGCCUCCGUUUCCAUGGAGACGGUACCGUAACCCAACGAUAUAGCUCAUGAACUCCUAAAUCACAAGAAAAAAACAAUUUCCUGGAUGUUUGUACUUCUUAAAGUCUUAUAGUUUGCACACUAAAGGUAAAUAUAUUAUUUUUUUUUACAAGAACAGGACUGUACCUUCAGAUCGACUCAUCGUCUCACCUGACAUCGACAGUUUUCACAAAGCAAAGAAUGAGUGACACGUAGCUUUUUUCACAAAACAAAUUGAUUAGUUGUUGACAUUGUUUGCUUAGAAUCACUAUGAGAAUCUUACUGCAAGUGAGUACUUAUCAUUCUAGCCUGGGGGGGGGGAGUUGCAGACUCGUACUGAAUCUCAAAACAGGAGAGCAAACAAGGUGCCAAACCAAAAAGGGCAUGCUCUUUUUUUCUUUUCAGCUAUGCAGGGGAGGGAGGGGGGUAGUGCAAGUCUUUAGCAUGUUGGAUCACAGAAACACAGCUUUGUGUCAAUGCGGGAACACUUCCAACCCAUUAGAGCAAAAAAAAAAUGAAAUUAGAAAUAACAAUUUCUGUUUCACGUUUGCUCUGCAUGAACCUGCAUUUGACGCUGUUGGCCACGCCCUCCUCCUGACACCGCUGCUUUAUUAGGAAUGCAGUGGUUUAAAGAUUAAUUGUAAGAUAUGAUUGGUAAUGCUUCCUCCUCUUUAGCCCCCCUGACGUUUGGUGUCCCACCAGGAUCCAUCUUGGGCACUUUUCUAAUUGGAUUUCAAAGCAUAGUUUCUCCUUUUAUGUGCAUGCAGAUGAUUUAUAAAUCCAUCUGCCAGAUUCUAUACACUUUCAGAUGUUGGGAUGAGAUUAAACUGGCUGCCUCCAUGAAAACCAAACUGAAUGUAUUGAUUGGCCCUCUCCAGCCUGCCUUAUAGUGUUGGCUCUCAUCCUGACCCACAGGUCGCUCACUCCAGCCAGUCUGUGAAACUUUCAGUGUGGCUUUCAAUAGGAGUUUAACCACUCUGUUAAUAAUUAAUGCAAGUUUUUUUUUUUACCUAGCUUUUAAAAGGGAAGCCCCUUUUGAAUCACAGUGACCUCCAGAAGCCAUUCAUACUUUUUUGUUCCUGGCUAGAUUUUCGUAACCAUCUUUAUGUUGGGAAUCAUCACCGUCAUCACUCCAAACUUUAUAAGCUGACUGACACAAAUGCAAACGCUGUCGUCUUGUUGAGUACUCACAACACUGACCCCCAGUGUGUUUUCAGACUUACUUUUUAAAUUAAUGGCCUUAACUUUUUAGUUGUAAACAUUGUGGUUGCCGUUCCUGUCAUUUUCACUGUCACUGAUCUGCCUCUUUUUGUAGAACAGCAUCACUUUUUAAACCAUUUCCAAUCAAAAUCCAUCAUUUAUUCAUCCAUUAUUAUUAUUUAGAUUUGUCAUUCCAAUAUAUUCUUAUAUUUAAUGCAUAAAACAUUGAAAUUAUUCUCUGUCAUUGUAGCAAUAUUUACCCUCUGCUGCCAUCUCUGGUCCAUAUGAGCACUUACGAAGAGACGAAGGACGCAAAUAGGUGCUAACUCAUUCAACCAUCUUCCAUGUCUUCUAGCUGAACUGUGAAUGUGGAACUGAAUGUUUAGUUUGUUUUCUAUCGGGAAUGAAAUGAAGUGUCUUAAAGGUUUUGAGUUUCCCAUGUAGGAGCCAUGUAUUGAACUAUUUAAAGAUGUAACUACAAGUUUACCCGAUACCUGUGGUAGAGUGAGUAUAUAGAGAGAAAUCGGUAAUGUAUAUUUGCUGAUCAAUAUCAGAUGUGUGUAAUUAUAUAUAAAUAUAUGUCCCUGA
This is a messenger RNA of Oryzias melastigma (Indian medaka), 3143 nucleotides long. It is a transcript of the gene rnf34a, whose product is annotated as ring finger protein 34a. The transcript is spliced from 8 exons. NCBI's taxonomy places the organism in Eukaryota, Metazoa, Chordata, Actinopteri, Beloniformes, Adrianichthyidae. Gene Ontology annotation, cellular component: plasma membrane; cytoplasm. The coding region runs from base 184 to 1326 and encodes 380 amino acids. The record is from RefSeq and is a predicted model, not a curated record. Gene Ontology annotation, molecular function: ubiquitin protein ligase activity. Gene Ontology annotation, biological process: protein K48-linked ubiquitination; proteasome-mediated ubiquitin-dependent protein catabolic process; negative regulation of extrinsic apoptotic signaling pathway via death domain receptors.